UUAUAUCCGUCGCUCGGCAUGCACGAAGGCCCAUCUACCAUCGAACCAGUGCCCCAAGACAAAUUCAGAAAAUAGCUAAGAAGUUGAAAAUGGCAAAACCAUAAAGAGCGUCGUAAACUUCUCUCGCUUCUCCUUUUAUUUUCUCGAGAACUCUUUUCUCGAGAGCUCGGGGAGGGAGGGGGUGGAGUUCUUCUGUCGCUUUUUCCUUGCCCUCCCCUUUUCUCCAUGUCAAUCUGUCGGACAAAGCCCUCUACUUUCUAUCCGGAACCCUAAUUCACUAGAGCCCCCUUCGGUUGGGUUGCCACGAAGCCCUGCUCGUUCUCGUAUCAGUUCCGUUCGUCGUCUUCGCGAUUCUGGGGAGGGACAUUCUUGUCAGUGGUUACUCAUUGUUUCCUGGUGAUUUGAAGAAAAUAUGUUGUUUGUUUCUGCUGCUAGGUAAUUUGCGAGUAUAUCAUGGCUAUGAUAGACGAGCCUCUUUAUCCAAUAGCCAUAUUGAUAGAUGAGUUAAAAAAUGAGGAUAUUCAGUUGCGUUUAAACUCCAUCAGAAGGUUGUCUACGAUUGCACGAGCUCUAGGUGAGGAAAGAACUAGGAAGGAGUUGCUUCCUUUCCUGAGUGAGAACAAUGACGAUGAUGAUGAGGUGCUUCUUGCAAUGGCGGAAGAGUUGGGGGUGUUUAUUCCUUAUGUGGGUGGUGUAGAAUAUGCUCAUAUUCUGCUCCCACCUUUGGAAACUCUGUGUACUGUUGAGGAAACAUGUGUCCGAGACAAGGCUGUGGAGUCAUUAUGUCGAAUUGGUUCUCAGAUGAGGGAAAGUGAUCUGGUCGAUUGGUUUAUUCCAAUGGUGAAGAGAUUAGCAGCUGGUGAGUGGUUUACUGCACGUGUUUCAUCAUGUGGGUUAUUUCAUAUUGCUUACCCAAGUGCAUCAGAAAUGCUCAAGGCAGAGCUAAGAUCUAUAUAUAGCCAGUUGUGUCAAGAUGACAUGCCCAUGGUUAGAAGAUCUGCUGCAUCAAAUUUGGGAAAAUAUGCUGCUACUGUUGAGUCUAGCCACUUGAAGACAGAUAUAAUGUCAAUUUUUGAGGACCUAACACAUGAUGAUCAAGAUUCUGUUCGCUUAUUGGCUGUUGAGGGAUGUGCGGCACUAGGAAAGUUGUUAGAGCCUCAAGAUUGUGUAGCUCAUAUACUUCCUGUAAUUGUUAAUUUUUCCCAGGAUAAAUCUUGGCGCGUUCGCUAUAUGGUUGCAAAUCAAUUAUAUGAACUUUGUGAAGCUGUUGGUCCUGAGCCUACAAGAACGGACCUGGUGCCUGCAUAUGUCCGCCUUCUACGAGAUAAUGAGGCGGAAGUCCGUAUUGCUGCUGCGGGAAAAGUAACCAAAUUUUGCAGGAUAUUGAAUCCACAACUUGCAAUUCAGCACAUUCUUCCUUGUGUCAAGGAGUUGUCAUCAGAUUCUUCUCAACAUGUACGUUCUGCUUUAGCAUCUGUUAUAAUGGGCAUGGCACCUGUUCUCGGAAAGGAUGCAACUAUUGAGCAGCUUCUUCCUAUCUUUCUAUCCCUACUAAAAGAUGAAUUCCCGGAUGUGCGGCUGAAUAUUAUCAGCAAGCUUGAUCAAGUAAAUCAGGUUAUUGGAAUUGAUCUCUUGUCACAAUCCCUCCUUCCAGCUAUUGUGGAACUUGCUGAGGAUAGGCAUUGGAGAGUUCGACUUGCUAUAAUUGAAUAUAUUCCUUUAUUGGCAAGCCAGUUGGGUGUCGGAUUUUUUGAUGAUAAGCUUGGUGCACUUUGCAUGCAGUGGCUGGAAGAUCAGGUUUUCUCUAUCCGUGAUGCUGCAGCAAAUAACUUGAAGCGUCUUGCUGAAGAAUUUGGCCCAGAAUGGGCAAUGCAUCAUAUAAUCCCUCAGAUUUUGAACAUGAUUGCCAAUCCACACUAUUUGUAUCGGAUGACAAUCCUGCAUGCAAUUUCUCUACUUGCACCUGUUAUGGGACCUGAUGUCACUUGCAACAAGCUAUUGCCUAUUGUCGUCAACUCCUCAAAGGACAGGGUGCCUAACAUCAAAUUUAAUGUGGCAAAGGUUCUACAGUCCCUCGUUCCAGUAGUUGAACAAUCAGUAGUGGAUCAGACAAUCAGACCUUGCUUGGCUGAACUCAGCGAAGACCCAGAUGUUGAUGUGAGAUACUUUGCGAGUCAGGCUGUUCAGGCAUGUGAUCAGGUGAUGAUGUCUUCUUGAUGGUCUUUUCUAACGGAUGUAUUUUGACGGCCACUAGCUUAGGAAUUCCAGCUAAGGUAGUUUUUGUACCAAAGUAGUUCUGGACAUUCGAGGAGAACUUCUCAGGUUUUGUGGUAUUCGUCUUUUGUCUCAUAAAAGGUUUUUCCUUGGGUUUUUUACAUUUAUUGUGUCUUCUAUCAUCUUAUUUUGGAUUUUCUAUUGUUUUAUUAGUCAUAUAAUACAAAUGAUGUGCUUCUCCAGUCUUGUUACUA
Nymphaea colorata (pocket water lily) is the source of this 2468-nucleotide messenger RNA. Its product is annotated as serine/threonine-protein phosphatase 2A 65 kDa regulatory subunit A beta isoform-like. Gene Ontology annotation, biological process: protein dephosphorylation. The transcript has 13 exons. The record is from RefSeq and is a predicted model, not a curated record. Lineage: Eukaryota; Viridiplantae; Streptophyta; Magnoliopsida; Nymphaeales; Nymphaeaceae. Gene Ontology annotation, molecular function: protein phosphatase regulator activity; protein binding. Gene Ontology annotation, cellular component: protein phosphatase type 2A complex; cytoplasm. The coding region runs from base 454 to 2217 and encodes 587 amino acids.